This is a messenger RNA of Setaria italica (foxtail millet), 1649 nucleotides long. Its product is annotated as afadin- and alpha-actinin-binding protein. The transcript is spliced from 16 exons. Bases 109 to 1272 code for a protein of 387 amino acids. The record is from RefSeq and is a predicted model, not a curated record. Lineage: Eukaryota; Viridiplantae; Streptophyta; Magnoliopsida; Poales; Poaceae.
CCACAUCUCUACUCGUCGUCGUCAAUUCAUCAUCCAUCCCCAUCCACCCAUCAACCCCCCAGACCCCAGAUCUCUCUCCCUCUCGCCCUCCUCUCUCGCUCACCGCGGAUGUCCUCGUCGGCGCGCUUCGACCUCCGGGCCUCGUCGCAGCACCUGCAGCCUCCGCCAUCCGGCAUGAGCGACGGGGGCGCGUUCGCGAAUGCGGGGAACCUGGAGCACUGCGCCCGGUACCUCAACCAGACGCUCGUCACCUUCGGAUUCCCGGCCUCGCUCGACCUCUUCGCCACCGAUCCGGUCUCGAUUGCAAGAACAUGCAACUGCAUCUAUGCGCUGCUGCAGCAGCGGCAGAGGGACAUUGAGUUCAGGGAGUCGACAAAUGAUUUGCGGCAGCGCAUGCAAUCUGAUAUUUCGCGGUUGGAGGCCAAGAUUGAAAGAAUGGAUGCUCAAUUAGCAGCCAAAGAUCGAGAGCUUGCAACGCUUACUCGAACGGAGGCCAAAAACACUGCAGCUUUGAAAUCUCAGAUUGAUAAGCUGCAACAAGAACGUGAUGAAUUUCAGAAAAUGGUCAUUCGAUUGCAACAAUUACGCACCCAACAACUCCAUGAAAUGAAGAAGAAAGAGAAAGAAUACAUAAAAUUGCAGGAGAAGCUAAACCAGGUAUUGAUGGAGAAGAAAAAGGAGUCGUCCCGUUCUGGAAUGGAAAUAAUGAACUUGUUGCAGAAAGAAGGCCGGCAACGUGGAACGUGGAAUGGGAAAAAGAAUGACAAUGAUUAUUACAAAAUGAUUGUUGAUGCAUAUGAAGUGAAGAAGCAAGAGCUGAUGCAGGAGAAUGCUGAUUUACGGGCACUCUUGCGUUCAAUGCAGAUGGACAUGCGUGAGUUCCUCAAUGCUCCGAAUGGAUCAUCACAGCCUACUGUUGCUGCUAAUGGAAGAAAAGAGGCAGGGUCUCCUCAGUCCCCACUAGGUGGCAAGACGGAUGUCUUUGACUUGCCCUUUCACAUGGCCAGAGACCAGAUAGAAGAGAGUUUGCGCACAAAAAUGGCUUCAAUCAAGGCACGAAUGACGCAACUUCAAGACGCUCAAAAAGGUGCUGAAGUGACCUCUGAGGCUACCGAGCGUGAGCUUGAGCUCGAAGCUCAGCUGGUUGAAGCAAGGAGCAUCAUCCAAGAGCAGGCUUCCAUCAUGUCCAAGCACUUCACCAAGUCUGAUAAGCCAAGUGGCAGGAGGCAUAGCAGUCUGGACAGUGAGCGAGAGGCGUCUGCCGAGGUGUAAAAACAUGUCUGUGGCAAGGAUGAUGUCGCGCAAGGCCUCCUUUUUCUUAGUAAGUACUUGAGGUAGUAUGUUGCAGCAGGAUGUCCUGGCGUGGUAAGCCCAGAGCCUAGGCCGCUGUCUAAGCAGUAUGAUGUGCAGGAGCAUCUCCUCCGGCAUAGUGUCUAACCUAGUUACAUUUAGGGUAAAUGUAAUUGUAAUCCUACUGUGUGAAGGAUGCCAGUGUAGCUAACCUUACAUCCCUGGAAGAAAUGGACCUUCCGGACCUGACAGCCUACUGGAGUGUUGUUGCCAUUCUAUGUAGUAUAUGCAGUCAAUAGUGGCUAGUCUUCAGAAUUCGGAAUGCAGGCUGUCAAGUGUCCCCCUGGUCUAUGGCACAA